This is a messenger RNA of Dovyalis caffra, 1719 nucleotides long. The record is from the annotation of a GenBank genome assembly. Lineage: Eukaryota; Viridiplantae; Streptophyta; Magnoliopsida; Malpighiales; Salicaceae.
AUGUACUCUGCAAUACACUCACUGCCUUUGGAUGGACAUGGGGAGUUUCAAGCUGCAUUAGAUGGGACUAAUCUACCUGGGGAUGCGUGCUUGGUUCUCACUACGGAUCCAAAGCCAAGGCUUCGCUGGACUGCUGAGUUACAUGAGAGAUUUGUUGAUGCUGUUGCCCAACUUGGUGGACCUGAGAGUUUGGAUUUUUAUACUUCUAGUAGGGCUUCAUUACCAGUAGCAGAACUAUGGAAUGUAAUAGAUCUACUUCUAGAAGCAACACCUAAGACAAUUAUGAGAACAAUGGGGGUAAAAGGCCUCACCCUUUAUCACUUGAAAUCUCACCUACAGAAAUACCGGUUGGGAAAGCAGUCCUGCAAGGAAUCAACUGAUAAUUCCAAGGAUGUUGGGAUUGCAGCAUCAGUUGCUGAAAGUCAGGAUACUGGUUCAUCAACAUCGGCAUCAUCAAGAAUGAUUGCACAAGAUCUUAAUGACGGUUCCCAGGUUACUGAGGCUUUGAGAGUGCAGAUGGAAGUCCAACGAAGAUUGCAUGAGCAGCUGGAGGUGCAACGUCGUCUCCAAAUUCGGAUUGAAGCACAGGGGAAAUACUUACAGUCGAUACUUGAGAAAGCUUGUAAAGCUCUGAAUGAUCAAGCUGUUGCGACUGCAGGACUUGAAGCUGCUAGAGAAGAGCUUUCUGAAUUAGCAAUCAAGGUUUCCAAUGAAUGCGCAGGAAUUGCCCCACUUGAUACAAUGAAAAUGACUUCUUUAUCAGAACUUGCUGCAGCUUUAGAGAACAAAAAUGCUUCCAAUGUGCUCACUCGCAUUGGUGAUUGCUCUGUCGAAAGCUGCUUGACUUCAACUGGGAGCCCAGUUUCUCCAAUGGGUGUGGGCUCACAGGUUGCUUCCACAAAGAAAAGAUCAAGGCCUGUGUUUGGUAAUGGAGAUUCAUUGCCCUUCGAAGGCAACAUUCGGCAAGAAGUAGAAUGGACUAUGAGCACAUCUCACCCUUGCCCUUCUUUGAAGUCCUUGUCAUCCAAAAUAGGAGGGUGGUUGUUUUGCCAUUGUGGAUCACCAAACAAAUAUAAGAGGUUGGAUGCAAAGCUUGAAAAGAAGAUGAUUGAACUCAAGAGAAGUUCGUCAGGGAAGACGAAUUUUAAAUCAAUGAAUAGUAUAAUCCUGAGGUUUCCUCAGUUGAAAGAAGAACUGAAACGCAUGAGAGGGGUAUUUGAACAGUAUGAUGAAGAUGCAAAUGGUUCGAUCGACAUCGACGAACUCAAAAAAUGCUUACAGAAGCUGCAGCUCAAUCUAAAAGAGGAGGAAGUUGAGGAUCUAUUCCACUCCUGUGACAUUGAUCAAAGUGAGGGGAUACAAUUCAAUGAGUUCAUUGUUCUUCUAUGUCUCAUCUAUCUCCUAGUAGAACAUUCAUCCUCUCCUCUAAGAGCGUCAAACAUGGGUUUGCCGGAGCUCGAGGCAACUUUCGACACAAUGGUUGAAGCAUUCUUAUUUUUGGAUAAGAAUGGUGAUGGAAAGCUGAACAAGAAAGACAUGGUCAAAGCACUGAAUGAGGAUUCUCCAUGGGAGAGAUCCCCAGCACAUAUCACCAGAUCUAGAUUUAAAGAAAUGGACUGGGACAGGAAAGGGAACGUUAGUUUCAGGGAGUUCCUCUUUUCUUUAAUCAAUUGGAUUGGGAUGGAUGCUGAUGAAGAAAUUCCUAUAAUGGGAAGUUAA